AAGCGGAAGGCUGAAACUCUGCCCUUUCGCGGAGGGCGUGGCGGUGUGUGGCAACUGCUCUCUUCCUCCCUCCCUCCGCCACCGCUGAGGACUUGCGUUGGGCGUGUCUGCCUGUGCUCCGUCAGUAGUGCCUCGCCGCUGGUCGAGUGUGGGUGUGUGUGCGUGUGUCCAUACCGUGCGAUCGCUGGCUCAGUCUCUCACUCUCGUCUCGCGCGGCCGGUGUCACUCUUCCCGCCCGGAACCCUGACGCUCCAUUGAUGCUCUCCAGGUCCUCUUGAUGUCCAGGCGUCACUUCCUCGUCUCUCGCUCCUCUGCCUGACGGUUUGUAGACGCGAGUGUGGCAAAACUAGUGAUUGUUUCCUGUUAACUCGCUACAAGCACCAGGAGUAAAAAUUUGUUCCGUCUCUCGCGAGGAUAUUACCUGAGGACACCUGUACAAACCUGGACCUCAGUGUCAUCUCAGCUACUUCCUCUUGAGCUUCAUUUAAUAAGUCGUGAAAACUUGAAAGUGUAACUGAUCCUCCGACUUUAUUUUGGGUUCUCCUCUCCCUACCCCUCUUCCCCCUUCCCCUCUCCUUCUUCCCCUCGGCUCGGAUUAGCAAAGGGGGGCCGCCGAUAAGAGGGUACCAGAGGAGAUCAGCAGCAGGGAGGUCAUCUCGCCACUCAAACCUCACCUUUGAAGGAUGGAGGAGAGAAACAUCAUCUCGACGAAGGGGACGAAGAAGGCGACACACAGAGGACCUUGAACUCCUCUACUUCUUUCUCCUCCUCCACCUACUUCUCCUGAUUCACGGACACGUACUUUUUACUUUCCCCUCCUCCUCCUCUUCCUCCUCCUCCUCCGCCUCUCCCUCUUUUCCCUCCAUCCGCCCUCCCUCGCCGGCUCCGCACCUUCAGUAUAUGAGCAAGAUCUUUGAGGCCACAAGGACGAUGGCGGGGCUGAGAAGAGUGGCGGCGUCAGCGGUGGUGGUGGUGGUGUACCUGUGUUUGCUGGCACCUGCGCCGGCGUGUGCUGAGCCAGCGGACGCCACCACGGAGGACCCCAUGUCAAAGUUCCGUCACCUGCUGCCGGAGGCCAACCUGUCCAACAAUUCUGUGACCAACGUGACCGUCCAGCUCGGGGCCACCGCCUUCCUGCCCUGCAAGUACCGCCACCUGGCCGACCACCAGGUCAGUGAGGAUCAGGUAUCGUGGUUCAGGCGGCGGGACUGGCACAUUCUGACGACGGGCAUCUUCACCUACACCAACGACGCUCGAUUCAGUGUGCUGCACCCCGAGGAGACCGAGGACUGGACGCUGCAAGUCAAGUACACCACCAGGAGGGACAACGGGACCUAUGAGUGUCAGCUUUCCACUGGCACAGGCGUCAUCUCGCAGUUCGUCAACCUGUACGUGGUAGUGCCGCAGGCGUACAUUCUGGGCAGCAAGGACCUUCACGUACAGCUCGGCUCCACCAUCAAGCUUACGUGCGUCAUCAAACAGAGCCCCACGCCGCCUCAGUAUGUGUUUUGGUACCGGAACGACCACAUGAUAAACUACGACACGCGGAGGGGCGGCAUCAACGUGACCACAGAGAAGGGCCCCACCCAGACCAUGUCCAACCUGGUGAUCACUGACGCCAGACACAAGGACUCCGGGAACUACACCUGCAGCGCCUCCAACACCCAGAGUGACUCCUCCAAUGUGUUCGUCUCCCAUGGUGACAAGAUGGCGGCCAUACAGAGGCGGAAGGCGGGAGCGGGCGCGGCUGACCUGCGGGUGACCUGGCCUGCUCUGUGGCUCGUCCUUGCCCUCACCUUAGUAGCUCAGAGAUGAUAUGCUUGCCCAGCCACGCUCACCAUACCCAGCACAACCUCACGCCCUCACACCCACGCCAGAGUCCCCGCCGCCCUCGAAGCAUCAGCAGCCGCACCACUCACGCCCACACGGUCCCCACGAGGCGCCACUGUCCUCGCGUCCUCUUCGUUUUCUUCAUCCUCGUCCUCGUUUUCUUCCCCUUUGUCGUCUGUUCGUCCGUGAUCAGUCUAAAUGCGUCUAAAGGAUUACUGUGACCUUUGCAUUCUACAAGGUCAUGGGGGCUUCAUAUAUCCUUCCUUAUCCUUAUCCUCUUCUUCCUCUUUCCCUUCUUUAUCCUUCUUUUGGUGUCUGUUUGUCGUUUUCUCAUUUUACUCCUAUUGCUUUUUGUUUAUCAUCUUUUUAUCUUACUAUUUUCACUCCUUUCCUUAUCAUUUUUCCUUCUUUUCUUUAUAUUUUUCAGUCUCCCUCCUUCGUUCGUAUCUGUGUAUCGUUUUUUUUUUUAAUCAUAUGCUACUUUUUGUUUACUUUCCUAACUUUUAUCUUUCUCUUUUUCCCUCCUUUCCUUAUCCCUUUUCCCUUUUUUCUUCAUCUUUUUCCUUC
Molecule: messenger RNA, 2397 nt
Organism: Portunus trituberculatus (swimming crab)
Lineage: Eukaryota; Metazoa; Arthropoda; Malacostraca; Decapoda; Portunidae
Product: hemicentin-2-like
Exons: 7
Coding region: 901-1815 (304 amino acids)
Biological process (GO): synapse organization
Cellular component (GO): neuron projection membrane
Source: RefSeq, a predicted model, not a curated record